CACUCCCUCCAACUGCCACAAAUAGCAAAGGGCAUAGAUGACCCCAGGAGAGCCCUCAGGAGAGGCCGGCUCCACCAGCAGCCCCACACAUGGCACUCCUGGGUCCCCCCUGGGCAGCGUGGCUAACAGCGUGUCUAAGGACAGCCCAGCAGGAGGGCCCCAAGGUCAGGUCCCACUCACAACAGAUGUCUUGGCGGUGAGCAGCUCUGCCGCAUCCACCGACCGGCAGGAUAUAGAUCAGGCCUCCUUCAAGACGGCCACCCCCGAGGCCAUGUCAACAUCUGGAGACAAAGACAAGGGUGCAGUUGUUCCAGAACAUGGCCAGAAGACGCCUAGAAAAAUCACACCUCUGCUUCCCAGCCAAAACCCAAGUCCCCUGCAAACAUCUAUGAGCCUUCAGAAUCCAACGUGGGACAGGCAGGUUCAAGACGCAAGGACAAGUCAGAGUCUAGCGGUUUUCCCAAGUCACCUCCUGGGUAAGGACAAGACGUCACAAAUGGCGAACGUUCCUGAGAGAGAGCUGGAGUCAGCCCCCUCUGCCCCCAGUGCUGAGCUACAGCUCACCCAGCACAUGGAGGCUCAGCCCGUCGGGAGUGAUGCUGACCACGUCACCGCAGGUGUCAAUGGCCAGCAUGGCCCUCAGGCUGCCAGCACCACCAAGGCUGCUGAGGAGAAAGCUGAGCAUCCAAAGGCCCCACACCCUGAAGCUGAAGCUUUGCCAUCUGAUGAGUCCCCAAUGGCAAUGGGGGCACAUGCGGUGGAUGGCUUAGGAGACCUGCAGGCUUGGUUCUUCCCUCCACCUCCAGCAGGCAGUGUGUCCCUGUCGCCUGGGCCCCACGAGGUGGCCCUGGGGAGGAGGCCCCUGGACCCCAGCCUGUACAUGGCCAGUGAGGAGAAUGGCUACAUGUGCUCCAUGACCAGCCUGCUGGGCAGGGGCGAGGGCUCCAUCAGCUCCCUGGCAGACAUCCUGGUGUGGUCUGAGACCACCAUGGGCAUGGCCAUAGCCACAGGCUUCCUGGACUCCGGCCACAGCACCGUGGCAGAUCUGCUGCACAGCUCGGGGCCCAGAUUGCGCUCGGUCUCCAGCCUGCUGGGAAGCGUCAGCUCAGCCUUCUCCUCCGGGGUGAUGUCAGGGACUGGCUCAGCCCUGCGCACCCUCACCCAUGUGCUGGAGACAGUGGAGCAGAGGACCGUGGAGGGCAUCCGCUCGGCCGUGCGCUACCUGACCAGCCACCUCACCCCACGCCGGUUCCAGGCUGACCCCAACUAUGAUUAGAUCCCUGCACAGGGACCCCCGAAGUCCUGGCUCAGUGGCCUCCAGAGAUCCCUGGGACCCUCACGCCCUGCUCCCUUGCCCAUUCUUGCUCUGGACGGUUCCCCCAGCCCAUGCAAUAAAUCACCAGCGAGCGUUUAUUUCUAA
Messenger RNA from Piliocolobus tephrosceles (Ugandan red Colobus), 1420 nucleotides. RefSeq names its product testis expressed 44 (gene TEX44). The coding region runs from base 38 to 1276 and encodes 412 amino acids. The record is from RefSeq and is a predicted model, not a curated record. The transcript has a single exon. Lineage: Eukaryota; Metazoa; Chordata; Mammalia; Primates; Cercopithecidae.